AUGUCCAAGAUGUCUCUGCCUCGCCAGGGAACUCACAAAAAGUCUGAACACACAGACUCGGUCCCAAUCUCGACGUCUUCUGUGGACAUCGACACGUAUCGACGACUUCUCGCGGGUAUGGCAGAGACCUGCAGAAGUCUGCAAGCUCGCAUUCGCAUCCUGGAGGGGGACCUUGCAACGAGGUGCGAGCAGAAUCGGAGGCUACUCUGCAGUCCUCUACCUUCGCCGUCUCUAUCCAGCCCGCCUCAUCGGGAUGUCACGCAAGACCGGCCCAAGAAUGAACAUCGGCGACACUCUGCUCCUCAGUUGACGUUGGCCCCGAUACCGGAAUUAUUUGAGGAACCUGAGCCUCCGCAUCCACCUGAUCAAGAGCGAGAAAGUCGAGUGGAAAUAUGGACUUACCAUGACGAUCGAGCAUUACUGGAGAAAGCGUGGUUAUGGUACUAA
Messenger RNA from Somion occarium, 447 nucleotides. NCBI's taxonomy places the organism in Eukaryota, Fungi, Basidiomycota, Agaricomycetes, Polyporales, Cerrenaceae. The record is from the annotation of a GenBank genome assembly.